This is a messenger RNA of Neurospora hispaniola, 2131 nucleotides long. RefSeq lists its product as uncharacterized. The record is from RefSeq and is a predicted model, not a curated record. NCBI's taxonomy places the organism in Eukaryota, Fungi, Ascomycota, Sordariomycetes, Sordariales, Sordariaceae. Bases 20 to 1756 code for a protein of 578 amino acids. The transcript is spliced from 4 exons.
GCUUGCGGGAGAUGACACGAUGUGGUUUCUAUCGAGCGUUGUUCUGUUCACCAUCGUGUCCUACGGGGCAACAGCUCUUCAGCCAAGGACCGACUCUGACAUUCUCGCCUUGUAUCCAGAAUGUGCCCAAAACUGUAUCCAGGUCCACCUCAUCGACGAAUCUUGCAUGCAAUCCAGCAAUGACUGGGCAUGCCUCUGCACUAACCAAGUAAACCACACACUCUCUUCGUCCUUCUACCACUGCCUCUUGCAGUUCUGUUCCAUCCGGCAAACCCUCACAACCCAGAACAUCACAACUAUCAACUGCCAUCUCCCCACGAGGGACCGCUCCGCCCUCCUUCUCCGUGAAAACAUUGCACUCCUAGUCUCCACCCUUCUGCUAACCACCUUGCGAACUUUAUACAAACUCUUUGUCCCCUUUCCGGCCCACCCCAACACCGACAGCUCCUCGCACGGCUUCUCACGACCGCCUUCCCAGUAUCUGCCUAGGUCACAGCGCCUACACGCAGACGACUAUGCCCUCAUUUCCAUAACUCUUCUCGGUCUACCCAACCUAUUGCUCGCCAUCUUCCGCCUCCAUCCCUUGGGAGUAGGCCAGGAUGCGUGGACUUUGCCUUUGGACAACAUCGCCAAAACGGUGCGGUACGGCUACGGAAUGGGUGUUGUUUACUUUCUACAAGUUGCCCUCACCAAAGUGGUGUUUCUGCUGUUCUACCUCAGGAUCUUCCCGGGAAAGGUGGUGAGAAGGGUGCUAUGGGCAACACUUUCUGUCUGUGUGCUGUUUGGGUUGGGCAGUGCCAUUGCUGGGGUUUUGCAAUGCACUCCGGUGAAGUGGUGGUUCGAGGGCUGGGAUUAUCGGGAGGGCAUACCGGGGGGAGAUGCGACCUGGGAAGGAUGGGGAGAAGAUGGGGGAGGAAGGAGACCUGGGAGAUGCAUAAACAGGAAGGCCUUCCACGUCGCUGCGGCAGUGAUCAGCAUCUCCAUCGACAUCUGGAUGUUGGCUAUCCCGCUGUGGUGUAUCAGGGGACUGAAGAUGAGUGCAUGGAAGAAGAUGGGGGUGGCGGGGAUGUUUGGCAUCGGGAUGCUUGUCACAAUCUUCAGUUGCAUCCGAUUGCGUGAACUGACUGUGUUUACGGAAACGCCCAACCCGACGCAAGCACUGUUCGAUGUCGAUCGGUGGUCUACGCUGGAAGCGGCGUCAAGUAUCUUUUGCGCUUGCAUGCCGACGCUGAGACAAAUGGUGGUUAGCGUUGUCAGUCUUGGGAGGAGGAGGUUUGGAAAGAGGGGUUCGUCAAGCGGUGGCAGCGGAAAGGUUGGAAGUUCGAGUACCUCUACAGUCGCUCUAGGGAUCAACUCACGAUAUUCUCGCUCAACAGAGGAUCCUAACGGUUCGCAACAUCGCUUCUCGGAUACCCCCCAAGAGAAACUACCCGACACAGAGCAACCCGUCCAGGAUCCUUCCCAUGACAUGUCAGAAAACCAUGAUAUCCGCAGCGGCAAUAGCAGUAUUAUGUACACGGUCGAAUACAGCGUCGAAGUGGACAAUAGUCCUGCCAGUGCCAUCACUCCUGAAUCGGGACGGCUAAGUCCCCCACCGUACACGUAUGGUAACGGCCCCCAAGAUCCCCCGGGAGUCAACGACAACUGCGAAAAUUAUCGAGCGUGUGUGGUGUCGCGAAACUUGGGGAGGAUCGGCGGAGGAGGAGGAUCGCUCAGGAGGCAGAGUAUGAGUCCGAGGUUGAGGGUUGUGGCCUGAACUUUGUGCUUUGCGUCGACUGGGCCGCCGCGAUGGCUUUCGCUCGGAGGAGUUGACUGUUGAGGAAUAUGUCAGCACGGUUCUGUUUCUCCAGUCUAGGCAUGUUACAAAGGCUUCAGCCUCCUUUGGGGGUUGGUUGAUUCAGCCUCGCCAUAUGGUCUUUCUAGGUACCUAGUCCACGACAGAUUGAAGCAGGCAAAAGGCGUCGACUAGUCGAGAUUGGCCGAUCGCACAAGGAGCAACAACUCACGAACCGUAUCGAGUCAGCAGAGGCUGCAGACGCAGAGUCAGAAGUUGAUGCUUGUUACUUUGCCUUUUCCUUACGUUCCAGUAGUUCUCUUCCGAACAGCUGCCAGGUUCAGGACAUUCGGAUCG